Molecule: messenger RNA, 3979 nt
Organism: Cinara cedri
Lineage: Eukaryota; Metazoa; Arthropoda; Insecta; Hemiptera; Aphididae
Source: the annotation of a GenBank genome assembly
AUGGCAAAUAUUUCACCUUCAACGAAAAAUUCUAUGGAAAAGGUUAGUAAGAAAAAUGUGUACCUAUUAUGUAUUAAUUUAUUAUGUAUUAUGGACCUAUUAUAGUUUUAUCUGUAUAUUAUACAUUAUUCAACAUAGUUUUAUUCGUAUUUUUAUUCCAGUCUGUUUCAUCAGCUCGACGCGUGAUGAUUGUUAAUUCUUACAAGGCGGAAUUAAGAAAAAAUCCGAAAUUAACAGUUCAAGAAGCUCGUAUUUUUAUAUCAAAACAACUUGGCACCGGACAACGAACAGUUUCAAAUGUCAUAAGUGAAUAUAAUUCCGGCAAAACUGUGACCUCUCCGUCCAAAACUCGUAAUAAGCCAUCAUUUAAAGAUAAGUUUGAUGAUGUACAACUAUUUAGUUGUACGCCUACGUACUGUAUUUACAGUACGUAGGCAUGUUCAUUUAUUUUGAUUUAAUAAAACAAUACCCACAUUGGACAAAAUACUACAAGUUGUUAAGGAUGACGACAGUUUGCCAGAUAUUUCGAGAAUUAAUUUACAACAAUUAUUGAAAUUUAUGGACUUCAUGUACAUAAAACGCAGUCGAAAUAGUGCUCUCAUAGGGAAGGAGGAAAUUGUUUUGUGGCAAAGACGGUAUUUACAAAAUAUACGUAAAUAUCGUGAAGAAGAGCGGACGAUAUACUACUUAGAUAAAACAUGGGUAAACGCAGGACUAUACAAGUAAAACGUGAGUAGACAAGACCAUUAAAUCACCCCGUGAUGCAUUUUUGCAAGGUCUCACUCAGAAUCCAUCUGGCAAAAACAAGAAGCUCAUUGUUCUACACAUUAGGUCCGAAGACGGGUUCGUGCCAGGUGACCUGUGUUUUGAGUCAAACAAAACCACGGACUACCAUGAAGAAAUUAAUGGGAACACAUUUUAUAAAUGGAUGACAAACGUAUUACCACGACUUAAAGAAAACAGUGUUUUUGUAAUGGAUAACGCUCCGUAUCAUUCUAUGAAGAAAGAAAAUAAUUCAAAUAUAACUACCAGAAAAGCAAACAUCAUAAAAUGGUUACAGGAAAAGGGUGAGUUAAUUGAUCGACCUAUGGUGAUCGUUGAAUUACUCGACAUGGUAAAACAAAUAAAACCACAAUUUGAUAAGUAUGUUAUUGACGAUCUGGUCGAAACACAUAACCGAACAAUAUUAAGACUCCUACCUUAUCAUUGUGAGUUAAACCCAAUAGAAAUGGCGUGGGCUUCCGUGAAAGGUCACGUAAAAAAGAAUACCAGCUAUAAAUUAUGUGACAUCAAAACAUAGGGAGGUAUAGAGCGAGUAUUUAAGAAUAAUAUGUGGAAAAAUUUCAUAAGGCACACGACAGAAUAGGAAGAAAAAUUCAAUAACGUCGAUUUUAUUAUAGUCUUAUGUUGACGGCAGAAACGGAACGUGUAAUAAUGACAAUUAGCAAUACAUCUUCGGAUUCUGUAUUUUCUGAUAAGUAAUAUAAAUUUUUUUUUUCUAUAUGUUUGUAAAUCUAAUAACUUUGACAAUGUUCAAGAAUAUAAAAAAAAAUGUGUCCUGUCAAAUGUUGUUCUUUAUAAUCUAACCUAUCCUAUUUAUACAGAAAAUUUAAAUAUUAUUUUGAUUAUUAUACUAAAUUUUAUAUAUCAAGGUGCAUAUGAAAAAAAAAUAAAACUUACACAAAUAAAGGAAAACAAUUGAGGUAGGAUCGGUAAAAACGUUUAUAAUAUAUUGUGUUCAAUAUGUUAACGAAAAAUAUGUGUAUUAUUUUACUGUAUAAUACGCUUAAUGCGUUGUUACUUCAAUUCCCUGUAUUCACGGCGGCGUCGUCGGCGGCGGCAACAUCGUCGACGACGCCGAACACGACCAACUACCGGCGACCAAUGACAGUGCGAAUAGACCCAGCCAGGGGAUUCCGUACGUCGCUCUGCGAUUCAUUUGGAUACGCCAACGCGGUGCGCUCUUAUUUGGUACAGAGUUUAGCUAAAAAGAAAUAGAUCAAUCAACUUCUUUUGAUGCAACAUCUACUUCAUUACGUAUCUACUAUAAGGUACCUUAUAAAGACUUCUUUAUAAAUAUAACAACUAAAUUUAAACCAUAAUAGUACAUAAAAAUUAUACAGAUAUUAUUUUGAGAUCUGCGUAAAUAUUAUUGGGUGGAAAUUAUAUUUUUUUUUAAGUUUGAAUUGAAUAAUUAAUUUUUUAGGAUUUUGCAAAUAUUGAUUUUUAUGAUAUUGGGAAUUUUAUAAAUCAUGGAAAAUUGUCGGACGAGAUCAUUUAUAAAGCUUUAAAACAAUCGUGGGUACCCGAUAAAUCGUACGAUUUUAAAAAGAGACUCUGAUACUGGAAAUCGUUUAUUUCGUCUCCAGUGGUUAGUAGAUUAUUCUUUUAAUUCAUACUCUUCAAAAUUAAAAGGAGUUUUAUGUGGUUAUUUUUUAUUAUUCAAGCUUCAACUGGAUUGAGGAGUGCAAGGUCAUUUCAUUAUUAACGAAAUAUAUCGAAAUAUAAAGAUUUCCAUGGCUCUAUGAAACUUCAUCUUCAAUCUAAAUGGCACCGUGACUCAACAAAUAGAGCAAAAAAUUUUUGUGAUAUUUUAGAAAAUAAAAAAGUGUUGUUCAAUUUAUGAGUUCUGCUCAACAACCAACAAUAGAGUCAAACAGAGCGAAACUAAUACAGAUAGUCGAAACAAUAGUUUUUUUUGGUAUACACAACAUGCCUUUAAGAGGAAAAACUGGCGAGACUGCUAUCUUCAAUAGCUUAUUAAAAUUUAUAGUAGACGCAGAGAUACCAUUUUAAAUGACCAUUUGCAAAAUUCUCCAACAAAUGCAACUUAUGUUUCACAUAGGUUUCAAAAUGAACUUAUAAAUAUAUGUAAUCAAGUGUUUCCAGAACAUUUAAUUAAAGAUGUAAAGGAAAGCCAGUUCUUUUCAGUUAUUGCUGAUGAGUCAUAUGAUAUAUCCGGUAAAGAGCAGCUUUCAUUGGGAGUAUGAUUCAUGCACAAAAUGUCAACUGGUGAAUUCUGGGUAAGGAAAAAAUAUAUAGAAUUUGCACCAUUGCAAUGUUUGGAUGCUAAAACUAUAUCUGAACAAAUUCUGUCCACUCUCAUAAAAUUUGGGCUUGAUCUAUCAAAAAUGGUCGGUCAAACCAAUGACGGCUGAUCUACUAUGGCGGGAAAAAUAAGUGGAGUUAGAAAAUAAAUUGAAGAUAAAUAUCCAAACGCAAACUUUUUUCAUUGUAAUUCUCAUAUAUUGAAUUUAGUUAUUAAUUCUUUGUAUGAUGUUUCCGAAAUUCGUAACACGGUUGGAACAAUAAAACAUUCAAUAAAUUUUUUCCGAGAAAGUCCUCUAAGAAGAAAAUACAUUCCAAACAUUCCUCUAUUAACAUAAUAUUGGAAGCGUUGCAGAAACUAUCGUAAAGUGACGUAAACCGAAAUACAAAAAGCCGUGCUUUUCAACUAUAUAGUUCGUGUAGUUAUUCAACAUUUUUGAUUUGUUUGUUUGUUAUGGCUGAAUAUUCGUCUAUAUUGGAACCAGUUGCCAAUCUACUCCAAGGAGUUAAAUGUACUUGCUGAUUGUGCUGAACGUUAUUUUAAAAUGACUAUUUUUAUUCGGUAUGUUGAUUCAUUAAUAUUAUCCCUUAAAGAACGAUUUCCAGAAGAAAAUGAAGUACCUUAUUCUAUUUUUCAAUUAUUACCAGAUUAUAUGAGAAAACUCAAUGAACAUCAAUAUAGAUCAUUUACUGAAAAAAUUUCAAAAAAGUAAAGCUCUUUCCAAACAAUUUUGUAGCUGAAUCAAUAAUUUGGCAUGAUUACCAUAAUAGCUCAAAAAUUCAAAAAUCAAAAGAUGUACUAGAUAUACUAAAAGAAUUGGAACAAUUUUACUCAUCCGUAUUUUUGGCAAUUUGUAUUGGCCUUAGCUUUCCCGUAACUAAUUGUACUGCUGAGCGGUCCUUCAGCACUUUGCGGAGGGUUAAAACCUGA